CUAGACUGUAAACUUUUAGGUUUGGCACCAAGUUCCCUCCCAGAGAAGUGCCGCUGCCCAAAUCCUUCCAGGCAGCUAAUCAGAGGCACUUGCAGCGCCGAGGAAAGAGUCGAGCCGGUUCUGGCCAGCUCUGGGAUUUGCGAGCCUGGUGUCCGGUCGGUCUCUCCGACCGUCGAUCUGUCGGUCCGUCCGUCUGCCGAACCCUCUUGCGGAAGCCGACGCCGACCCCCAAGCUUCCUCUGGCCUAGCCAUGCCUGUACAAGGCUUCGGGAAGCUCUUGCUCCUGGCAUCUCUGCUUCUCGCUGGACUGUCGGCUGUUCCUCAGAGUUUGUCGCUAUCCCUGAGGAGCCGGUCAGGGGGUACCUGCAGACUGUCCAAGGCUGAGGCAGAGCGGCGGUGCCGGGCCCCCGGAAGGCCCUCAGGGAGCCAGCUGUGUAAUGGCAGAGGCUGGUGUGACUGCGGAGUCUGCAUCUGCCAGGUGACCGAGCCCGGCAUGUACUUUGGCUCUCUUUGCGAGUGCCAUGAAUGGGUGUGUGAGACCUAUGAUGGGGAGACCUGUGCAGGUCAUGGCAAGUGUGACUGUGGAAAGUGCAAGUGUGAUGAAGGAUGGUAUGGUGAGGCUUGUCAGUACCCAGUUAAUUGUGACCUUACAAAGAAGAAAAGCAAUCAGAUGUGUAAGAAUUCACAAGAUGUCAUCUGCUCAAAUGCCGGUACUUGCCAGUGCGGCAGGUGUAAGUGUGACAACUCGGAUGGCAACGGACUGGUAUAUGGGAAAUAUUGUGAGUGUGAUGACAGAGAAUGCAUAGAUGAGGAAACAGAAGAACGGUGUGGAGGCCAUGGAAAGUGUUACUGUGGAAACUGUUUCUGUGAGGCUGGUUGGCAUGGAGAUAAAUGUGAAUUCCAGUGUGACAUCACCCCCGGGGAGAGUAAGAGAAGAUGCACAUCUCCAGAUGGCAAAAUCUGCAGUAACAGAGGCACCUGUGUGUGCGGUGAGUGCACAUGUCACGAUGUAGAUCCGACUGGCGACUGGGGAGACAUCCAUGGAGACACCUGUGAGUGUGAUGAAAGGAACUGCAAAGCUGUCUACGACAGAUAUUCUGAUGACUUCUGUUCAGGUCACGGACAGUGUAACUGCGGAAAGUGCAAAUGCAAAGCUGGAUGGUCGGGGAAGAAGUGUGAGCAUCCCAUUUCCUGCCCGCUGACGGCAGAGGACAGUGCCAAAAGGUGCCGAGGAACCUCCAAUCUGCCUUGCUCUGGACGAGGGAAAUGCGAAUGUGGUCAAUGUACAUGUUUCCCACCAGGAGAUAGCAGAGUAUACGGCAAAACGUGUGAAUGUGAUAAUCGGCGGUGUGAGGAUCUGGACGGCACUGUCUGUGGAGGGCAUGGCACUUGUUCCUGUGGUCGAUGCGUUUGCGAGAGAGGGUGGUUUGGAAAACUCUGCCAAAAUUCAAGAAAGUGCAACCUGACAGAAGAAGAAAAUAAGAGUUUGUGUGAAUCAGCAGAUGGCAUCUUGUGUUCAGGAAAGGGUUCUUGUCACUGCGGGGCCUGCAUCUGCUCUGCCCAGGAAUGGUACAUUUCGGGAGAAUUCUGCGAAUGCGACGAUCGAGACUGCGACAGACACGAUGGUCUCAUCUGCACAGGCAAUGGUAUAUGUAACUGCGGAAACUGUGAGUGCUGGGAUGGAUGGAAUGGAAAUGCCUGUGAAAUCUGGCUUGGGGCAGAAAACCCUUAACAAUGCAUGGAAAACAUUAUGGACUGAGUUGUUCUUUUAUUGUUACAUCUUGACUUAAGGGCCAACUUUUUCUGGGCCCCAAACCUCAUAAUGACAAAGAAGAAAAGAACAAAAUUGGGUAAAGGCCCACCAUCUGGACAACGAGAAAGGGAUGAGAUGGUCUGCGGGGGUCAGAAAUGGACAGAACAAAAUAAUCAAACAGCUGGGCUUUCCUCUUCAGAGGAACUAUCGAGACAUCCACCUCAAAGCUCUUCCCUUUAGGGCCUUUGCUCUCUAUUCAUGUAAGUUGACUGGAAGUACGGUAUGGGCCCCUGAGACUGAUAUCUUAUUGAAAUUCUUCCCCCGCUUCAAACCCUCCAAAGCCUCAGUUAGGUGAUUCAGGCACAAAUUGACAUUUACUGGUCUGUUUCUCUGCAAAUAGUUAAGCCUCAGGUUCCGAACAAAUUCAUCCCAUCGGAUCCAGCCUCUCUCCCCCAACGAGCUUGUGUUUCACAUAGAACCUAACCAUAACCUUAGCUGGAUGGGCUUCCAGUUUGAGCCCGGAAAGGCAAAGAGCAGGUAAAAAUAAUGAUAUGUGGCGGUUCGGGACUAAGUUAAUUUGACUGUGGGGGUACCUCUGUAGCCACAGGGAUAUUUUGCGAUAUUUUUGAAAAAAAAAUAAAAAGAAUAUGGGUACCAGCUAUUUUGCAAUGAAUUAAGUUGCCUGCCAGAAAAUAUUUGAGAAGUAAAUGGUAAAAUAUAAUAACUAUAGGGUAUCCUUAAUUUCAGCAAUCAGCCUCUCACCUAAGAGCAUAAAUGUCUAGGGAGACAUUUAACAUAUGUAUGUCAGCGAUCUGGGAUUCAGUAUCUUUUUAAAAAUAACAGUUCCUUCUCUUUAACUUUGGAAUGUUCUCUGGGAGAAUCGCUAGUGGUUCUGAAGGCUGAAAUAUGACUUUUAAAGACAUUAGAUGCUUGUUUGAUCCACAUACGUGCUUUCCAAAGCUCCAAUUCGGAGCAGUGAACAAAUCCGCCUCUGAGGAUUUGUUUUAUGAGGUCACUUAGGAAGGACCUGAUUUUUGAAAGGAGGAGGACCAAAGAAACAGAAAAUUCAACAGCCAAAAUUUUGUCAUUAGGACCAAGGCGUUGCUUUGUGUUGAUGCCAAAGUGGAAUACUGUAACACCUCUCUGCAAUUUUGCCAAAUAAAAUUUUAGCCCCCAAAACUCUCAUUUUAAAGUAAAGAGAGUGACUCUACUGCAUUAUGGAAUAUCUACAUUAUAAAUUUGCGUGUGUGUUAGUUAAUAAAACAGAAGCGAUAUUGGAGUCUCUCUGUGUGGGCCUCAACAAGGCAAUCUAAUUCGGUACUACAUGACAAGAAGAAAAUAAUCCCGAAAAUAAACCCGCAAAAGUAUGGCAUAAUAUAGAGACUCGAUACCUGUGGCAUAGGUACAGGGGAAUAUAAACCACACAAUCUGUAAAUAUAAAUUGAUUCCACCAAUUUUACUAUACAGUACUUCAGUAGUAACAGACAGUUGAAAAUAAUUUUCACUUACUUAACAGCAAACUUAUAAUUUUGGAGGGAACAGCAUGGUGAAGUCUUAUCCUGGAAAAGAGCAAUAGAGGUAUUAGCAAGGAGCUAAAAUUUUCUUUGGCACGGUAAAAGGGGCGGGGGGCGGGGUAGGGAGAAUCGAGUCUGCCAACCUAUUUACAGGACGUUCUCAAGAUCAGUGGGUGGUGCGCUGAUAUUUUGCACAUUCUAGUUGUUACAUAAAGUUGGUUUGAUGUUUUUCAAUAUGCCUUCGUAUAAAUAUUUUAUUCAAUACAUUGCAUCUGUGUAAUACAACAAAUAAUAAUAAACACAUAAACUGUACAAUG
Messenger RNA from Ornithorhynchus anatinus (platypus), 3584 nucleotides. It is a transcript of the gene ITGBL1, whose product is annotated as integrin subunit beta like 1. Gene Ontology annotation, molecular function: integrin binding. The record is from RefSeq and is a predicted model, not a curated record. Gene Ontology annotation, cellular component: focal adhesion; cell surface; integrin complex. The transcript has 12 exons. Gene Ontology annotation, biological process: cell adhesion mediated by integrin; cell migration; integrin-mediated signaling pathway. The coding region runs from base 251 to 1732 and encodes 493 amino acids. NCBI's taxonomy places the organism in Eukaryota, Metazoa, Chordata, Mammalia, Monotremata, Ornithorhynchidae.